This is a messenger RNA of Hydra vulgaris (swiftwater hydra), 3433 nucleotides long. The record is from RefSeq and is a predicted model, not a curated record. NCBI's taxonomy places the organism in Eukaryota, Metazoa, Cnidaria, Hydrozoa, Anthoathecata, Hydridae.
AUGGAACAACGAAUGCCGUAUUUGGAAAGAAUUGUUAAUGCGGCAAAAAAUACAAUAAUGGGAGCAAUAAAUAAUGAACUGACACAAAAUGAAAUGGUAAAUAAAGUUAAUGCAGAAACCGGUAAGGUACUUGUCACACAAGGAGCAUGCAAACAUUAUUCAAUUAAAAUAUGUGAAGGAUCUUCAAAUGAAAUAAAUUGCCCACAGACAUCUUUUAUUCGAAUUCAAAGUGCUUUUUAUGGUUGUUUUAACAAUAAAAUAUGCUCAACUAAUACAACUACAUAUGUUUUACAAAUCAACCUAACAAAUGUUACAGAUAUUGUUCAAAAUUUGUGCAAUAGAAAUAGUAGUUGUCUUAUUGAACCCAAUAAUAUUUGGUUUGAUCAUUUAUGUUUGAACACUUGGAUGCAUACAAUUGUUAACUAUUCUUGUUACUUAGAGGAUUCAAUAUUUGUUGCUAAAAUAAAUAACUUCUCUAACAUAAUCUUAAAUGCUUUUUAUGAUGAAUUUGUUGUUUCCUUUGAUAUAAUAAAUACUGGAAAAAACCCCACAACUGUUAUAAGUAUAGAAGAUAGUUCAGGUAGUCUGAUGGACUUCAAUGUUUUUGAUUUUCUUUUAACAAUUACUGGAUUAUGUAAUUACGCAGUUCCAAUAACAGUUAAUACAUGGAGUUCGAUCAUGAUUUCUCAAUAUUUCAUAGACGAUGACAAUAUUUAUGAAAUUACUGUAAAUGUUAAUGGAUCUGUCCAGUUUUUAAGUUUUUGUACUCAGCCACAGAUGUUCACAGAUGUCAUUUUGUAUACUUUUCCUAAUUGUUAUAGUUUACAUGUUUGUAAUUAUGGGUCAAUUCAAAACCUAUCAAUUUAUAGCAAUACACAAGUGAUAUGGUCUGAAUGGAGCGAAUGGUCACAUUGUGAUACAUCUUAUGUCAUAACUCGAACUCGAAAUUGUAGCAAUAAUCAAUGGUUAAAUUGCACUGGAAACAACACUGAGGUUGAAUUGUGCAGUAGUUUAUAUCAAGCAUUUUGGUCACAAUGGAGCAAUUGGACAAGUUGCAAUGCUUCUAAUGGAUUUACAAAUAGGUCAAGAGAGUGUAAUGCUUCUAAUGCUUUUGAUUGGUGUAUAGGAAAUAACUCUGAAAUAAACCAAUGCUUUGCAUUUUGGACGCAAUGGAGCAAUUGGACAAACUGCAAUUCUUCUUAUGGAUUUACCAGCAGGUAUAGACAGUGUAACACCUCAAAUCCUGAUGAUUUGUGUAUAGGAAACAACACUGAUGUUAACCAAUGCUUUGUAUUUUGGUCGCAAUGGAGCAAUUGGACAAGUUGCAAUUCUUCUUAUGGAUUUACUAGCAGGUAUAGACAGUGUAACACCUCCAAUGCUGUUGAUUGGUGUAUAGGAAACAACACUGAAGUAAACCAAUGCUUUGCAUUUUGGACACAAUGGAGCAAUUGGACAAACUGCAAUUCUUCUUAUGGAUUUACCAGCAGGUAUAGACAGUGUAACACCUCAAAUCCUGAUGAUUUGUGUUUAGGAAACAACACUGAAGUAAACCAAUGCUUUGUGUUUUGGACUCAAUGGAGUAAUUGGACUGGAUGCAAUUCUUCUCAUGGAUUUAUGAGCAGGAAAAGAGAGUGUAAUACUUCAAAUGCUAUUGAUCAGUGUAUUGGAAACAACAGUGAAGUAAACCAAUGCUUUGCAUUUUGGGGACAAUGGAGCAAUUGGACAAGUUGUAAUUCUUCUUACGGUUUUACUAGCAGGUAUAGACAGUGUAACACCUCAAAUCCUGUUGAUUCAUGUAUAGGAAAUAACACUGAAGUAAACCAAUGCUUUGCAUUUUGGGUGCAAUGGAGCAAAUGGACAAAUUGCAAUUCUUCUUAUGGAUAUACCAGCAGGUAUAGACAGUGUAACACAUCCAAUGCUGUUGAAUCGUGUAUAGGAAAUAACUCUGAAAUAAAACCAUGUUUUGUGUUUUGGUCACAAUGGAGUUGUUGGACAAGUUGCAAUUCUUCUUAUGGCUUUACUAGCAGGUAUAGACAGUGUAACACCUCCAGUGUUGUUGAUCGGUGUAUAGGAAGUAACUCUGAAAUAACUCAAUGUUUUGUGUUUUGGUCACAAUGGAGUAGUUGGACAAGAUGCAAUGCUUCUCGUGGGUUUAUGAUCAGGAAAAGAGAAUGUAAUACCUCAAAUUCUAUUGAUCGGUGUAUAGGAAACAACUCUGAAAUAAAUCAAUGUUUUGUGUUUUGGACUCAAUGGAGUAAUUGGACUGGAUGCAAUUCUUCUCAUGGAUUUAUGAGCAGGAAAAGAGAGUGUAAUACUUCAAAUGCUAUUGAUCAGUGUAUUGGAAACAACAGUGAAGUAAACCAAUGCUUGGCAUUUUGGUCACAGUGGAGUGUUUGGUCAAGAUGCUAUACAACCUAUGGAUUUAUGAACAGGUCAAGAAACUGUAUUAUUUCAAAUAAUAUAGAUUUGUGUUAUGGCAACAGCUCUGAAGUAACUGAAUGUUUUGAAAAAUGGACAACCUGGAGUGAAUGCUCUGUUACAUGUGGAAUGGGUAAUAGAAGUAGAAGUUCAUUAAACACAACUGCUCCUGAAGUAAUGUUUGAAAAUUGUUAUACAAUCAAUUGCCCAGAGGAUGGAAUAUGGGGACCUUGGAGUAAUACAGAAUGUUCAAUAACAUGUGGUAAUGGGAUCAAAGUUUUCAAUAGAAGCUGUAAUAAGCCCUUAUUUAAUGGUCAAGAUUGUAUUGGUGUUAGCAAUUAUACUAAAUUUUGUGAUAAUAAUAUAAUUUGUCCAGUAAAUGGUUAUUGGUCAGCAUGGUCUUCUUGGUCUUUAUGUAAUCAGCCAUGUAAAGGUGGUAUAAGUUCAAGAUUUCGCAGCUGCUCCAAUCCUAUGCCAAGGUUUGGUGGUCAGGAUUGUAAUGGAAAUAUUGUUGAUUUUGCAAAUUGUCCUUGGCAAACUUGCAAAAGUGUAGAUUUGAAUUUGGCUGUAAAUUUUGUUGAUGAAGAAUAUACUUAUUGGUAUUCUGUAGUAAAAAGUACUCCUUCUUUAGCAUUUAGGAAUAGGAUUAAAAGCAUGAUUUCAAACCUUUACAGUAGUCACAAAGUAAAUGUAACUUUAAAUGUUAUUUUGCACUCUAUCGAAUUUCGUCCGUAAUUAUUAUGCGUUUUUUUUUAUCGAUUUUGAAUCAGCAAAUCCUCAAUAAAGAUAUGUAAUUGGUCAUUCUUAUUUUAAAGAGAUAUAUUGGUUAAAUUUAUUUACUAAACUUGGUUAAUGAAAGAAUGUCCACAUCAUAAAGACAUUUUUGCAUGAACCAAAUAGUAAAUUAAUUUAACUGUUUUAGAAUUUUCUAGAAAAAUUUUAUUUAAAUUUCUUAGAAAUGGUUUUUCAUCGCUUGUUUUAAAGUUUUAUUUUUGUCUGUCGUAUAAAUUUUGCU